Messenger RNA from Leptopilina heterotoma, 2433 nucleotides. RefSeq lists its product as uncharacterized. NCBI's taxonomy places the organism in Eukaryota, Metazoa, Arthropoda, Insecta, Hymenoptera, Figitidae. The transcript is spliced from 7 exons. Bases 438 to 2243 code for a protein of 601 amino acids. The record is from RefSeq and is a predicted model, not a curated record.
UCAGUCAGUCAGCCGGUGCGUUCCGUGACGGCAAGUGUGGCACGUGAUAUUCGAUUGUGCCUCUCUUUUAAAUUAUAAAACCUAAUAUAAAAUUUAUUUAUUUUCUCUUCUUUUUUUUUUAAAUUUCAUUGAAAUUUAAUUUCGAAAAUUUUUUUUCAAACAAAUAAAGUGUAAUAUUUAUUAAGUGCCAUUGUGAAUGAUAAAUUGAAAGAAGAGAAAGGAUUUGAAUAUUUUGGAUUUAUUGAAGAAAAUUGUCACAUCUGCUCUCACUCGCACCUUCUUUUAGAUAAGAGGUCUUUUAAAAAUGAGGAGAUUAAAGUACUGACGAUAACAGACUGUCUGCUUGUUUCUUCAAUAAAUUUUUUUUUUUUGGGGGAAAAAUUAUCAUCUAUCGAUUGAAGGAAAAAGAAGAAUAAGAAGAAAAAGGCGAAAAAAAAAUGUCGAGACCAAGUCGACGUCCCAGUAUUUCAAUUCACGAUUAUCCGGAGCAUUUAAAUCCCUUUAAUGAUAACAAUCCCAGUGCUAAUAUGCAAAUGCGCAAAGAUAACAAUAAAUCAACGGAGAAGGAGACAAAACACAAAUUUUGGAGUUUCGGGAAAGGCAGAAAAAAGAGGUCUCACAGUUUUUCUAUAAAAUCAACGUGGAAUGGUUUGUUCGGAAAGUGUAAAGAGGCUCCGGAAGCGCCCGAGCGUCACUCGAUGAUUACAACAGUUUCCACGACGUAUAAACGAGGAGAGACGAUAAAUUCUAGCCAAAAUGGUAUUAGACAAUCGCAGACAUUAAGGGAUCAACAGGAAUUCGAUGAAGCCUUGGGAACAUUGACAAGAAGAAGGAAAUACACUUGGGAUGAUGGUUCAAGAUACAAUUCUAGUCUUACUGUGAAUGGCGAUCCUGCCAGAAUAUACGAUGGAAGUCCUCAAGAAACAACUAAUUCAAUUAUGGGCGAUCUUACUCCAAAACCUCCAGCACGAAAAUUUGGACAAGUGAGUCCAAAGCCAAAGGACAAAAUUCCUCCGCUUGAUUUUGAAGGAAAGGAACAUUUGUCCAAUGGAUAUGGAGAUGAUAGAGAAAUGGAUCGUGCACCAAUUCCACCCAGACGAAGCGGUUUAAGAGCGUCGCAGAGAUUUUCGCCAUCGUCUGAUAUUGAAGAGGAAGGCUUAAAAUCGGACGAUGUCAGGAUUCGUGAUGAAAAUGAAAAUGUUCCCGAUGAUUAUGUAUUUAAGAGAUUCAGUCAAGAUGCUGUGAGAAAAUCGAAUUUGUCAAUUAACAGUUGCAUGUCGAUUUCAAGUACCGCGAGCGGUUACACGAGGAAAAAACGAAGAGCACCUCAACCACCAAAACCAAAAAGUCCCGUCGAAAACAAGGAGGAAUUUCUUCCUCUGACGGAAUCAAAAAUAUCUCCAAUUCCAGAUCCACUAGAAAUAUCGCGAGUCGCCGAAGACAUUGAGGAGCUCACAAAGAAAACUCAAACCGAUGAAGACGUUAAUCAACCAAAGGAAUCUAGUCCAAUCGAAAAGAACGUCGAUAUUUCCCCUAAACUCGAAAUCACCAUCGAGAAUAUCAAGAAUUCCAAAGAAUCAUCAAAAUCCCCCACUGAAUUAUCGUCAAUCGAAAUAAAAGACGAAAACACGUCUAAUAAUUCACAAGAAGAAUCAAAUUCCAAAAAAGACGAAAUAAUCGAAGUGGAACUACGAAAGAAAUCCGAAGAAACUUUGGAAAUAAUAAAAGAAAUAACACCGUCUGAAAAUGAUGAUGCCGAUGAUCUCAAGAAGAAAAACAAAUCCACACUCUCGAGAAGUAAUAGUUUUUGUGUCAAGGAUGAAAUUGAAAAAAUAGAAAAAAAAUUAAACAAACUCGAAACUCGUCGUAAGUCAGAGGAUUCGAUAAAUCAUAAUUCGCCCAGUGGACGUUUUGCAAUUGAGGAGAAUCGUCGUCACUUUUUCCAGGAUCUCGUCAACGAUCCAACGGGAGUUAAAGUCGAAAUAAAAGAACUUCCCCGCGAGCAAAACAAUUGUCACGUCAUUCGUUUAACCGAUCCUCCAAUUCCAAUCGAGGCCCCACAGGAGCCGGUGAAAAUCAUUGAAUUACACAUUGAGGAGCCAAUUCGUAAAAAACCGGAGAUUUUAGCCGAUAAUCCAAUACCAAAACCAAGACGAAGUAGUGCCUUAAGUUUGGAGAGACAGCCUUCCAUUCAUGGCGAUAUUAAACACGAAGAUUCACAACCAAAGGGAAGUUCACUGUAAAAAUCGCAUUUUUUUCUUAAUAAUAAUCGAAUUUGUUUGUUUUUUCAAGAAAUGAAAGUAACGCGAAAAAAAAUUAAUAGACUGCAGUUUUUAAUAAUUUACGAAUAUAGAAUUUAUAAUUUACGAUUCCAUUUCUGUGUGACAGAAGAAUAAUCAUUUUUUUUUGUUAGUUUAGAGAAAAUUAUAUUUU